GGGAGAUCUACUUCGUGGUGGACACCCACACUGGCGACGAGCUGGCGGUGAAGCUGGAGGCCGUCAAUAGCAAGUACCCCAUGCUGUUGUUCGAGGCCAAGGUCACGAAGCACAUGCAGGGAGCCCCAGGAUUUGCAAAAGUGCAGUAUUUCGGUGUGGAGGGCGACUACAACGUUAUGGUGAUGGAUCUGCUGGGCCCGUCCCUUGAAGACCUCUUCAACCUGUGUCAACGACGCUUCAGCCUGAAAACAGUGGCGAUGAUCGCAGACCAGAUGCUGUACAGGAUCGAGCACCUCCACUCGAAGAGCUUCAUACACCGCGAUAUUAAGCCAGACAAUUUCCUCAUGGGGACCGGGAAGAAGGAUACCGUCCUGCACCUCAUAGACCUUGGCCUUGCGAAGAAGUAUCGAGACCCGAAAACGCUGCAGCACAUACCCUUCGCGGAGGGGAAAAGUCUCACGGGUACAGCUCGCUAUGCGUCCCUCAAUGCCCACAUUGGUGUCGAGCAGAGCCGCAGAGACGACCUUGAAGCCAUAGGAUACGUCCUGAUGUAUUUCAACCGUGGUAACCUUCCGUGGCAGGGCGUGCACGGUGCCACAAAGCAGGAGAAGUCCGCCAAGAUCUUGGAUGUCAAAAUGCGAACCCCGGUUGCUACCAUCUGCGAAGGGUUCCCACUUGUUUUCUCCGUGUACCUCAACUACUGCAAGGCCCUCCGCUUCGACGACCGGCCCGACUACGCCUACCUCCGCGGCCUCUUCAAAGACUUCUGCCAGCAGGAGGGCUUCGCCAACGACGGAGUCUACGACUGGACGCAGCCCCCCAGCGGCAGCAGCACCACGGCCGCCAGCCGCCAGCGGCACUGCGGCGAGGCCUUGGGGCCCGGCGGGCGCGAGGGGGGCGCGGACGGCGCGGCCAAGGAGGCGGCGGCACACCCGAGCCCCGGCCGGGUAGGCCCGGGUGCUUCCCGCCUCGAGCCGGCGCACGUCGCGGAGAAGUCGGCGGCGACCGCUGGCGCGGCCACCCCGAGGAGCAGCAGCCUGGCGCCGGGGAGCCCGCGCGGCGUGGGGGACUAUGGCGGGGAGGAGGCGGCCAGGCCAGGCAGCGGCGCGGGGAAGCGGCCAGGUGGCCUCUUCUCGUUCUUCGGGUGCUGCUCCAGCGCGGCGUGCAGGGAUUGA
Molecule: messenger RNA, 1175 nt
Organism: Prorocentrum cordatum
Lineage: Eukaryota; Dinophyceae; Prorocentrales; Prorocentraceae
Source: the annotation of a GenBank genome assembly